Molecule: messenger RNA, 855 nt
Organism: Talaromyces proteolyticus
Lineage: Eukaryota; Fungi; Ascomycota; Eurotiomycetes; Eurotiales; Trichocomaceae
Exons: 1
Coding region: 238-651 (137 amino acids)
Source: RefSeq, a predicted model, not a curated record
GUGGUUAUCACUUCGACACUAACGGGUUUAACGACCUCAUCUAUUUAAGUUCCAUAACGUAACUCUUGAGGACCUGAUUGAUUGAUAUUGGUAUGCAUAAAUAUUAAAGCUGAGAAAAUAACUCGCGUUUAAAAAUUCACUCACAUAUAUCCAAAAUAUUCCCCAACGACUUCCUCAAUCCACGUGUGGACAUACACUUAUCCGGUCAAAAUUCAUCAAUUUCAAAUUAUACCCACUAUGCCUAACUCAGAAACCUGGUUAGAAGAAUUCUAUGCCGCUGGUGAUGCUCUCGAUGCAAAAUCCUGGAUCCCUCAAUACUGGGCAGAAGAUGCCGAACUGCAAUUCGCCGGGGUCCCCGUUGCCAAAGGACACGCUGAAAUCGAGGCAUUCUUUUCAGCGCGAUUCGAUGAGUUGAAAAGCAUGAAACAUACUAUCACAAAUGUAGACGUCUUGCCGGAUAAGAUCUACCAUUCUGCGACUGUCUCGUACGUGGUCAAGAACGACCCUGAAGACCGGCUGAUACAGGUGCGGGCAUUGACGGUUUUUGGGAAGACUCCCGGUGAAAAUAAAAUCAGAUAUAGUCACUCGUACAUGGACCCAACACCGCUGAUUGAGUGGAAAAAGGCGGUUGAUGAGCAGAGCAGGCAAUAAUGUGUGUUUCAGUGAUGGUGUAUAGAUAACCUUGAAGGGGGGCCCAAGGGACAUAUUCGAUUUCACAAAUAUCGACUACAUGUAUGUAUCAGGACAUCAGAUAACUAUAAAACUGCAAAUUUCCUCCUCCUCUUACGUCGCUUGAUAAAUUUAACUACUACACUACACAAGCACUGUUGCCACCCGUCACCGUGAUAUCACCAG